This is a messenger RNA of Insectozyma verbasci, 1902 nucleotides long. The record is from the annotation of a GenBank genome assembly. Lineage: Eukaryota; Fungi; Ascomycota; Pichiomycetes; Serinales; Debaryomycetaceae.
AUGUCAUUAUUCAUCAAUGAUGAUGAUAAUGAUGAUGAUGAGGGAAUCUUUAAUUAUGAUAUACAUUUUGAAUCACCAAAUAAAAAGCAAAAAGUAACUUUAGAAGAAGCUGAUUUUGAUAUUGAUACUGAAAAUCUCAACGAUUCAGAUUUUGAAGAUGUUAAUUUAGAUGGUCAAGAAAAUCAACCUCAAGAGUUUACUAUCAAUUUACUGCUUCAUAAACAAAAGCUUAAACAUUUGAUACAACAAAAGAAGCAAAGAGUUAGUUUGCAAUAUCUAAGUAUGAUAUCUUAUAUAUUACAUGCAAAAUUUCGAAAUAAUCUAUUAUCCGAUAGAAAGGUAUUAAAAGUUUUAAGAAAGAUGGUACCUGAUUCAUUCAAUAAACAUUAUAAAAAAUUCAAGAAGAAUGGUAAUGAUGAGUUGUUAGUGUAUUUAAUUAAAUAUCUAAUCAAAUGGUUUAGAAAAAAUUUUAAACACGAUUCGAAUGGAAUAAGAGUGCUAGGUUACCAACGAACUGCUGGGGAGUAUCCAAAUAAUGCGAAACAUAUAAACAAUGUAUCUGAUUUAAUAUCCAUUAUUAAGAAAUUUCAACAUAAUAGAGAUACUGGAGCUCAAAUUUUUACUGCAGUAUUGAGAAGUUUAGGUUUUGAAGCUAGAUUGGUUUUCUCCCUACCCUUGCUAUCAAUGAGUAGGACCACGAAGACUCAGCCAAAACUAGAUGCCUCAAUUUUAAAAGCAAAUAAAGACAAUGAUUUAUUAUAUCCGUAUUUUUGGACUGAAUUAAUUAAUCCUUUGGAUCAUUCUGAACUUUUUGUUGUAGAAACUCAAUGUUUCUUUGAAACCGAAAAACACUUAAUUAGAUUGAAGAGAUUCAAUUCAAAAAAAAACUUGUAUACACCAGAAUAUUAUCCUAAUUUAAAUCAAUUUUGUCAAAUGUCGAUGCAUUAUGUUUUAGCCUUUAAUAAUGAUAAUUUAAUUAUAGAUGUUAGUCCAAGAUAUAUGAAGAAUAUUGCAUACCGAUACUUUAAGUUAUUAGAUUUGAGAACUGAUCUUGGUAAAAGCUCUCUUUUAUUACAAUCUUUAAUUAGAAUUAUGAAUAGACGGCGACAUUACACAAAUGAUGAUUAUAUGGAACUAACAGCUUUACUAAAUAUCUCAAUGAAUAAUGUUACAAUUCCAGAGACAUAUUCUGCAAUGAAAAAAAGUUUGAAUUUUGCAACACAAGAUUCCUUACGCUCAAAUGAAGUUAUACCCUCAGGGAUUGAACCUUUAAAGAUUAUUAAAUUCAAUAAUAGAUCACAACCAGUUUAUUUUAAAGAUGUUGUCAUAACAGGUAAAUCAGAGCAGCAAUGGAAAUUUUUGGGACGAUCGAUAAAACCGCACGAAAUUGGAAAACCUAUUAAAUCAAUUAUAGCUUCGCCCAGAACCAUUAACAAUAGAAGAAUUUUUAAUCAAAACCAGCUUGAAGAUCCAAAUUUAAAUUACAUUCAGCUUUAUAGUUUUAGUCAAACUUGUCCAUAUAUUAAACCGAGAGUAGAUGGUGCUAUAAUUCCAAGAAAUAGAUAUGGUAAUAUUGAAAUUUUUCGUGAUACUAUGAUUCCCGAAAAAUGUAUUUGGUUACAAUUGUCAGAUAUAGAGAAUAUUUUAAAGUUCAAAUUUCAGUAUGUUCCAGUUGUUGUGGGAUUUAUCUUUAAAGAGAAUCGAGCUAUACCAAAAAAAAGCGGAGUUUUGAUUUUAAAAUCUGAUGAAAUUGAAGUGAAAAAAUUUUGGUUAACUGAAAGAAUCAAACAGUGUAAGCUAGAAGCUUUGGAAAAGAAUAUCCAUCUAUUAAAUAUGUGGUACAAGUUUAUUAAAACACUUCGUGUUAAAAAACAUCUAGACAAUAAUUUUGGUUAUGUAUGA